Molecule: messenger RNA, 1915 nt
Organism: Olea europaea var. sylvestris
Lineage: Eukaryota; Viridiplantae; Streptophyta; Magnoliopsida; Lamiales; Oleaceae
Product: F-box/kelch-repeat protein At1g51550-like
Exons: 2
Coding region: 96-1514 (472 amino acids)
Molecular function (GO): protein binding
Source: RefSeq, a predicted model, not a curated record
UAGGAGUAAAAAUCUAUCAGACAGAGUGAUAAUAAAAAAACAAAUAAUCAACUUCAAUCAGAACAAGAGAUACGCAGUAGUAGUAUCCCAUUGCCAUGGCUGAGAGCAGUAGAAGUAGAAGUAGCAGUAGCAGUAGAACCACUGCCACUAACAGCGAUGAAUCAUCGUCUUCACCAAUAACCAUAUUAGCCCAAGAUCAUCUUUUCUCGAUUUUGCUCCUUUUACCAAUUGAAUCAAUUCUUUGUUUUGCCAUGACUUGCAGAAAAUUGAAGUUUUUGGCAUAUUCUGAUUCUCUAUGGGAAUCUGUAUGCAGGAGGGACUGGGGUAAUUUCCCAGUUGAUGCUCUGAAAGCAUCGAAUUCUGUGCAGGGAAUUCACUGGAAGAAGUUGUACCAGCAGGUUCACCAGUUGGACUCUGUCUAUUGCCAUAAAUUAUUGGUUGAAACCCCAGAUGGUGAUGAGGUUCUUCCCAGCCCCAGAGCUUCUCAUUCCCUCAAUUUUGUGAAUGGAUGCCUUGUUCUGUUUGGUGGGGGAUGUGAAGGAGGGAGGCAUCUUGAUGAUACAUGGAUGGCAUAUGUUGGUAAUGACUUCAGGAAGACAUUAAAGUGGCAAAAGACUGAUUCAGGCAUUCCAAGCGGACGGUUUGGUCACUCGUGUGUUGUAAUUGGUGAUUCACUUAUCCUAUUUGGAGGGAUCAAUGACCGUGGAAUUCGCCAAAAUGAUACGUGGGUAGGACAAGUUAUAUUGCAGGAAACUCCUGGGAUUACUUUGUCCUGGAGGCUACUUGAUGUUGGUGUGGUUUUCCCUCCACCACGUGGAGCUCAUGCCGGGUGUUGCCUUGAUAACAAGAGGAUGCUUAUCCAUGGAGGGAUUGGUUUAUCUGGCUUUAGACUAGGAGACACGUGGGUUCUAGAUCUCUCAGAAAAUCUUUGUUUUGGGACAUGGCAAGAAAUCGUGACCCAUCCAUUUCCUCCAUCCCGCUCAGGACAUACAUUAACUCAUAUUGGAGGAACACAAACAAUUUUAUUUGGAGGGAGGGGAUCGGGAUAUGAAGUGCUUAAUGAUGUCUGGCUCUUGAGUGCAUCAGAAGGUCAUUGGAGAUGGAUACAACAACUUUUUGAUGUAGGUAACGUACCCCAAGGAUUUUCCCUCGCACGAGUAGGUCACUCAGCCAACUUUAUAUUAGGAGGUCGACUACUUAUUUAUGGAGGCGAAGACACAGACAGGCACAGGAAAGAUGAUUUUUGGGUUUUGGACAUUAGUUUGAUGCCUUCAAUUAAAAUGCGGCCUAGUAAUCUUCAGUCAAAGGGAUUAUUAAGAAAAAUGUGGAGACGACUUGAAUCCAUGGGCGAAAAACCUAACUGCAGAUCAUUUCAUCGAGCUUGUGUUGAUCCUUCAGGGCGAUACUUGUACGUCUUUGGUGGAAUGGUAGACGGGUUACUUCAGCCUUCCGAACCAUCUGGUUUGAGGUUUGAUGGAGGAAUUUUCCUGGUGGAGCUUGUGCUGCAGUCUUAGAGUGGCGCUUUUCUGAGAUGCUGAUUGGGUGACUGAAUCAGUAACUCGCGUCUUGCCUAUAUACUGUGGAAAGCAACAAUGGAAGGUGCUCGACUCCAUGGCACGCCUAUACCGGUGAAAAGGCAGUAUUCACUUGUUGAGAAAUGGUGCAUUGUGAUGCAACUUAUGACCCAUCAUGGCAACCGGAUGAUGUCGAAACUUAAGGGUUAAGCUCGGUGCUGCAAGUUUUGUAAACUGAAAAAAUCAAGUUAUGAUUUAUGAUAUGGACUGUAGUUUUGGAGUAAUUGAAUUCAGUGGUAAUUUUGCAUCACUUUUUGCUGUAAAUUAAGUUAUGAGAUAGUUUCUGGCAUUGUGGCUGCAUGAAUAUAAUGAAAUCCAAGCGUCUUCCCUAUAUUUGAAAA